AUGAAAAUUGCUUUAUCUUUAUUGAUCUUACAUAUUUUUCUUACUAUACCUACAUUAUAGUAUAGUUAGUCAUAUUCGUGUAGGCAAUUAAAAAUAUAACAAUUUCGUUAUAGAAUUAGAGGACAAUAUAAAAAUAUUUUAUAAGAAAAAUAAGGAGCAUUUAUCUCAAAUAAAGAUUAAAUUUACUUUGCAGGAGAUUAAUUUAAUAAGAAUCCAUUUAGAUCAGAAGUAUAUUAUGUAGAUGGAGGAAGAGGAUAUACUAUUUAAGAAAUUGGUAAAUAUAUGAUAAUUGAUUUACUCUAAACCUAUGAAAUCAAUAGAAUAAUACUUUGGGUUUAUGAUAGGGAUUUAUCUUUACGAACAUUUGAUUUAAAGGUAUAUAUUAAAGGUCCUGGAGAAAUUGAACAAUUAAUUUAUUAAAAUAACCUUGCAACCACUAUUAUAAAGAUAAAGUUUUCUGAUGCUUUUGUGAAAUAAAUACUGAUAUAUAAUAGUAAUGGUAGUUCAGUGAAUUAAUACUUACAUUUAUUUAAUCUACAAGCUUAUUAUAAAUUAUGA
Paramecium pentaurelia is the source of this 558-nucleotide messenger RNA. The record is from the annotation of a GenBank genome assembly. NCBI's taxonomy places the organism in Eukaryota, Ciliophora, Oligohymenophorea, Peniculida, Parameciidae.